UUGGUAGUUUGAGUGAACUAAUGAAGGCCUACUUUUUACUGUAAAUUUGACUUCUUUUCUUAGAGGAGGCCAGAUAACCAUGUCAGCCACAGUUGUAGAUGCAGUUAAUGCUGCACCCCUAUCGGGGUCCAAAGAAAUGAGUUUGGAGGAACCAAAGAAGAUGACCAGAGAGGACUGGAGAAAGAAGAAGGAGCUAGAAGAACAACGAAAAUUGGGCAAUGCUCCUGCAGAAGUUGAUGAAGAAGGAAAAGACAUCAACCCCCAUAUUCCUCAGUAUAUUUCUUCAGUGCCAUGGUAUAUCGAUCCUUCAAAAAGACCUACUUUAAAACACCAGAGACCACAACCAGAGAAACAAAAGCAGUUCAGCUCAUCUGGAGAAUGGUACAAGAGGGGUGUAAAAGAGGUAUGUAGACAACCUGUGUACCUCUUCAUGGAUAUGGAGAGUUUAAGAACUUAACAUAAGAACUUUCAAUGCAAUACUAUU
Cercocebus atys (sooty mangabey) is the source of this 484-nucleotide messenger RNA. Its product is annotated as pre-mRNA-splicing factor SLU7-like. The record is from RefSeq and is a predicted model, not a curated record. Gene Ontology annotation, cellular component: spliceosomal complex. Lineage: Eukaryota; Metazoa; Chordata; Mammalia; Primates; Cercopithecidae. The coding region runs from base 80 to 457 and encodes 125 amino acids. The transcript is spliced from 2 exons. Gene Ontology annotation, biological process: mRNA splicing, via spliceosome. Gene Ontology annotation, molecular function: pre-mRNA 3'-splice site binding.